AUGGAGUAUUCCUCACCCCGGAGCCAGAAGCGCCUCCUGGAGGGGUGCACCGCCCGCUCAGUAGAUCCUGGUGAAUCCGCCCUCGCGCCCUCCAUCUCCGCCGACCCCUGUCCCGUGUCGACAGGGCACCUGGGCUGGACCUCACCCACGCCGUUUGCAGAGCUCAUCACGAGCGCAGCAGGAGAGCAGCUAAUUAUGAAAGGGGCUUGGGACUCGGUGACGCGGGAACGCCGUGCAGCCCAGACCGGCCGGCGCUGGGGCCGCAUUCUGCUGGUAGCCCGAGGCUUCCUGGAGUCUGAUCGGGUCCACGGCGCGGGUGGUGGAGUCUGUGCCCACGACACGGACACGGUGAAGGAGACGCCGGGGCCCGGAGUCAGGUCUCGCUGUCAGUCCCGGGAGCUGCAGCAGAAAAGAUGGAAGGACCCCACCGAGGAGCAUCUUCAACAGGAGGGCGAGGGCGAAGACGGCUCCUGGCGCAGAGGCCGCAGGCGGAGACGAGGCGCCCUGAGAGCCGUGCUCUUCACCUUCGCCUCCGUGUGCACCUGGAAUGCCGGGUACCUGCUGGCACAGCUCGUCCCAGACGCGCCCCUGUCCAGUGCCAUCUACAGCGUCCGGAGCAUUGGGGAGAGGCCCAUCCUCAAAGCCCCGGCCCCCAAGAGGCAAAAAUGCGACCACUGGUCCCCAUGCCCCCCGAACACCUAUGCUUACCGGUUGCUCAGCGGCGGGGGCAGGGACAAGUCCGCCAAAAUCUUUGAGGACAAGCUGCUCAUAGGAGAAAAGAUUGGAAAUGUUGGGAGAGGAAUAAAUCUUGCCAUUGUCAGUUAUGUGACUGGGAAAGUGAUAGCAGCACGGCGUUUUGAUAUGUAUGAAGGAGGUUACUCCGGACCCAUGACCAAGUUCAUUCAGGGCGCGCCUGCGAGGUCCCUGCUCUUCAUGGGGACCCACGAUGAUGGCAGCAGACUGCAGGAGGACGCCAAGAAGACCAUAGAAGCGCUUGGAAGCAAAGAAAUCAGGAACAUGCGGCUCAGGUCCAGCUGGGUAUUUCUCACAGCGAAGGGCUUGGAACUUCCUGCAGGAAUUGAGAGAGAGAAGAUCAACCACUCUGAUGUUGCAAAGAACAGAUACCCGGGCUGGCCUGCAGAAAUACAGAUGGACGGCUGUGUGCCGAAAGAGCUGAGCUAA
This is a messenger RNA of Myotis lucifugus (little brown bat), 1182 nucleotides long. It is a transcript of the gene FAM3B, whose product is annotated as family with sequence similarity 3 member B. The record is from RefSeq and is a predicted model, not a curated record. NCBI's taxonomy places the organism in Eukaryota, Metazoa, Chordata, Mammalia, Chiroptera, Vespertilionidae.